UUACCUGUUCUACUCUUCGUCCUUCAGAACUCGCUCGCUGGAGGCCGAUGCGGCGGCGGCAGCGGCAGCGGCUUUCUCUUCCUCCCGAAGGAUCUUCUGCACAUCGUUGACCCGCAUCCGGACGACACCGCCGACCACAAUUGCGGCGGUGCCCAGGGUCCAGAUCCACAGGAUCUUGAGGCCCGGGCUCUUCUGGCUCCACCUCGUCACCAUUAG
Molecule: messenger RNA, 216 nt
Organism: Sorghum bicolor (sorghum)
Lineage: Eukaryota; Viridiplantae; Streptophyta; Magnoliopsida; Poales; Poaceae
Exons: 2
Source: RefSeq, a predicted model, not a curated record